Aspergillus mulundensis is the source of this 1497-nucleotide messenger RNA. RefSeq lists its product as uncharacterized. The record is from RefSeq and is a predicted model, not a curated record. The transcript has a single exon. NCBI's taxonomy places the organism in Eukaryota, Fungi, Ascomycota, Eurotiomycetes, Eurotiales, Aspergillaceae. Bases 1 to 1497 code for a protein of 498 amino acids.
AUGAACACCGCAGCCCUCAACCAGAUCUGGACAGGCUUCCUCCCUCCCAAUCCCGGUACCGCCGCAUGGGCCACUCCACCCUUUACCCCCGCAGCCGCUUUGAUCGCGGCCACCCUGCUCCCGUUCACAAGACCCCAACUCCUCGACUUCAUGCGUAAUCCCCUCUACACCGUCCCCAUCUUCAUGUACGGGCGAACACGAGCUACCCUCUGGGGGGGCGUGCCCAUCAACGGCGACGAAGCCACCACAACAGCCUGGUACUUCGCGAGAUUCCCUCCCGCCCCCGGCGCACCACCAACACCCCAGCCCGCAGCCACCAUCCACGCCAAACUCGUAACCCUCAACAAUGUCGACCCAAUCGAGUGGCUCAUUCACCGCAGGGAACUCCACGCCCUCGACGCCCUGUACAACAAUGGCUUCUGGGACCCCUGGGGCUACGGCCUCACCUGCACAAGCUACCUCGAGCACGCGAACAGAGACGCCGUCAGACCCCGCCUGAUCGUGCACUACAUCUGCUACCGCAACCGCGGCAACCGAGCCUGGGCCCUCGAACGCCCGUACAACCCGUCUCUGUUCGCGGGCAACUCCACAGAAACCCACCUGGACAUGAUCAUCAACGACAACUACCGCGCUUUCCCGCGCCUCUGGGCAUGCAUGGACCAAAUCCAGCACGGCCAGCCGCCAGGCCACAUGGAUCUCACGAGCGUGCCACCGGGCGGCGGCGCGCCCGUCCCCGUCCUCGGGCCCGCAGCGCUGGAAACCCUGGCCGCAGCCGUGGGCCGCCGCCUGUUCACGGCCCUCCACCUGAACAACAACCUGGACCUGACUCUCCACGUCCCUGACAUCUGGCACAGCGCGGUGGACAGCCGCUAUCCGGACGUGAUCCUGGCGAUCAACCGGCGGCCCAACGCGAGGGCCAUCAUCGACCAGCGGGGCGCGCAGAAUGCCCCGCCGCUGCAGACUGCGUUCCCCGACAACUGGAAGGCGUUUUGUAACCUGUUGAGUGUGGGCGCGGACGCGGACUUGUUCCUUCGCUGUCCCGACGGCAUUCCCGCGUGGCCGCACGGGAAUAAUAAGUGGAAGUGGACUCAGGAGGCUGUGCUUUCCUGUCGCCGGAUUGAUCCGCAGCCUGGCGCGCCUGUGCCGGGGGUGCCGGCCGCGGCUGUGGCGGCGGCGGCGGCGGCGGGCCAGGUCGUCGGAGGCACGCUGCUGCAUGUGGUUGUUGACGCGCUGAUGGGGAAGUUGGUGCAGGUUGCGGGGGCCCAGAAUGCGGGCGUGAUUCCGGUGUGGAAGGCCAGGAGUAGGAGGCGGGCGUUGUAUCGGCAGGCGCGAGAGCUGAUUAUGCUUGUGAAGACGGGGUGUAAUCAUGGGAGCCCGAGUCUUGCGACGCUCGAUGAGAAUGGGCGGACGGCUAGGGAUUUGGCGAGGCAUGUGCAGGCCGUGCUUUCGGCUUCGGGGCCGAGGGUGCGGUUGCAUACUGUUUAUGCGCUGUUGUAG